Molecule: messenger RNA, 1261 nt
Organism: Oryzias melastigma (Indian medaka)
Lineage: Eukaryota; Metazoa; Chordata; Actinopteri; Beloniformes; Adrianichthyidae
Gene: asb13a.1
Product: ankyrin repeat and SOCS box containing 13a, tandem duplicate 1
Biological process (GO): positive regulation of protein catabolic process; intracellular signal transduction; protein ubiquitination
Molecular function (GO): protein binding
Source: RefSeq, a predicted model, not a curated record
AUUCCGCGGGUUCGUUCCCGAUAAAUCCCGGCGUGUUUUCAGUGAGUUAUUCCCGUUCUGGGCCCGAGCAGACUCAUGGAGCUGACGGCAGCUCGACGCUCGUUCCUCUGUGACAUCGGUUUCUGGGCGGACCGCACUACUUUGCAUGAGGCAGCGUCCCAAGGCAGGACGCUGCAACUGAAGCAGCUUAUAGAAAGAGGAGCUUCUGUUAACAUGGUCACAGUGGACAACAUCACGCCGCUUCAUGAAGCCUGCAUUCAGGCUCACCCAAACUGCACCCGCCUGCUGCUGGAGGCUGGAGCUCAGGUAGAUAUUCGAAACGUUCAUGGCAGCACUCCUCUUUGCUGUGCUUGUGCUGCUGGAAGUCUGGAGUGUCUGCUUGAGUAUGGAGCCCAAGUAAACCCAUCUCUUACAGCUCUGACUGCCUCCCCUCUCCACGAGGCCUGCAUACAAGGUAACGCUGAUGUAGUGAGGCUGAUGAUAGUCAGCGGUGCUAAACUGGAGGCUUUCGAUGUCCACUUUGGGCCUCCUCUCCACAUUGCCUGUGCUAAAGGAAAUGUCGUUUGUGUGAAGGAGCUGCUGAUGGCAGGUGCCAAUGUGAAUUCCGUGAAGUUCCAUGAGACGGCCUUGCACCAUGCGGCCCGAGUCCACAUGGUGGACUUGAUCGAGCUGCUGGUGGAGUUUGGAGCCAACGUGUAUGCCAGCGACAACCACGGAAGAAAGCCUGUGGACUACACAACGCCUGCCUCCCCCUCCUUCUCCUGCCUUCAGUUUUAUGAAAGUAAUCCUCUCAGCCUGCAGCAGCUCUGCAGGAUUGCUGUGAGGAGAAUGCUGGGCACCCGAGCAUCAGAGGUCAUCAGUCGGCUGAGCCUGUCGCACCGCAUCCUCGAUUACCUGCAACACUGUGAUCAUCACACAUCACUCCUCUGACUCCUGUCCUGACUGGGGCUUUGGGAUCUUCCUUAAAGACUCACUUCUAUGAAAAUUGUGUUUUUGGCAUUUUGGUGAAAGAUCUUCAAAAAGUGAAACAAGAAGAAACAGUUCAUUGAGUUUGAUCCAACGUUUAUGAACAAACUUGGAGGUUUUUUGGGGUUGAAAAAACUCCAACUCAAAGCUGCUGCAGAGACUGUAAUCCUUAAAGAAAAAAAAAACAUUUAUAAAAGCUUUAAAAAUAAUCACACAUUUUCAUUACAGAAUCUCAACAGUCCAGAUGGGUGUAUUUUAAUAAACAUUUAUAGAUACAGUGUAGAUACAGAGCAAG